AUGUUGCCAGGAAUAUUGGCACCCGUCAGGCCUUACCAGCCAGAGCUCAUGGAGCGCAUGCCAUACGCGUUCCCACGCCCAGAGAACCCAAUGCAAAGACCCUUUGUGCCAUAUACGUCACAACACAGCCAGGUCAUGUCGCAACCCCCGUACCUCCCUGCCCCUGGCCCAAUUCCAGCACCUGGACCUAUCCCAGGUUAUCCCAUCACUUCCAGGCCGCCGACGCAAGAGAGCCAGCAGUCAUUUGCUUCGCCUAAGUCCCAAAGAAAGACGAAGGGGCACGUGGCGUCAGCUUGUGUGCCAUGCAAGAAAGCCCAUCUAAGAUGCGACGCCCAGAGGCCUUGCACAAGAUGUAUGCAGAACGGAAAGGAAGACGCCUGCGUCGACGUUCAACACAAGAAACGCGGUCGCCCACGGCUUCGAGAUGAUCAUCGUGGUGCGGGAUUCGACUCUAGACUCGGACAAAGUCAAGAUCAGAGCUUGAGGCGACCAUUGUCCCUGUACGCGCCACAGGGUUCUAUGGGCUCAGGAUUCGACGAUUCCCUGAGACGAACGCAGUCAUACCGGGUGCUGAAGUCCCAACCACCGGAGCCCUCAGCGCCUCGCUUCCUCGAACGAGGCUCCGCGAGCGGCGCGAACGUGUACCCCGCCCCCCUUGCCAUCUCAACAACGCCGCCAGAGCCCGCAGCAUUCCUGACUAUGGACCUGGAGGUCGUAAAGGCUUCCAGUACAUUCUUAGAAGCUACUGGCCGCCCGAUCAUACAGAGCCUGCGGAUCACAGAUUUGCUCGCUCAAGGAGAUAGGGAGAAAAUGGUGGCGCUCCAGCGGCAGAUGCAAGAGGAGCAGGCACGGAGGGAACCCAACUACCUCCCGCCCAUGUACGUGAAGCAGGAGGAGGAGAAUGUACUUCGGUCGCUUGGGUUUAGCAGGGAGGAAAUGGCCGGCUAUUCCCUUGAGCUUCUAGAGAAUCUCCGGUUCAACGACCAGGCAGGACAGCUUAGGAAUUUGCCAGUGCGCCUGGGUCUCGCGAAGCGUGGGUCGAUAUACUUCAUAGUCGUCGCGGUGAACACCAACACGGCCUUUCGAGGUUUUCAGCCACCGACGCCCUCACCACAAGGCCGAGACCCUCGGGAUUUGGCGUACUCGUACCCGACGCCUCAAAUGCCCUAUCCGCAGCCAACACCUGUCUCAGCCACGUUCGAUCAUGGUCGAGGCAGAUCAGCGAGCGAUGUGGCAUACCUCCCGAGACAGCCUGUAACUCCUGGGCAAAUGAUGCCGGGCUUGAGCCCUCGGCUGUCGUCGUCCUACGCCGCGUCGCCUAGCAGGCCGGACUAUCCCGCCGGACAACCUGCCUACCAGAUUCCUCGCAGCGAGUUGUCCGCAGCGCCACGCACUUCUCAGGCUCCAGGAUAUCAAUUGCCUCCAAUAAGGCAGCCGGCACAGUUUCAAACCCAGGCACAGACUCAACAGCCCCAGUAUCACCAACAACCUCAACAGCAUGGUGGUCCACCCGAGCAGGGCUGGCCUCGAGACGAUAGGCAGAGGGUCCACAUCGAAGGCCUGAUUGACAGGCCGGAUCCCGCUCAUCGGCAUCAAGGUUGA
Messenger RNA from Diaporthe amygdali, 1602 nucleotides. RefSeq lists its product as uncharacterized. Gene Ontology annotation, biological process: regulation of DNA-templated transcription. The coding region runs from base 1 to 1602 and encodes 533 amino acids. Lineage: Eukaryota; Fungi; Ascomycota; Sordariomycetes; Diaporthales; Diaporthaceae. Gene Ontology annotation, molecular function: DNA-binding transcription factor activity, RNA polymerase II-specific; zinc ion binding. The transcript is spliced from 3 exons. The record is from RefSeq and is a predicted model, not a curated record.